AUGGCCGUGCUGAGUCUGUCGCAAGUCACUCACGACACGCGGAUAAUCGAUUCUGCCGUCGAAUCUCUACGCAAGAUGCACUUUGACCGAGUGGACUAUCUGGGACUUCAGGCCAACGCCAUUUUCCAUCGAUGUUCGCACUUUCUGAAAACGAUAAUGCCGCCGACGAGCCGGACGGAGCCGGAGAUAAAACGAUUGUUGACGAUCAUGCAGUUGCUGCAGAGCAUCGUGCCGCGCCUCUUCCGAACGCUGAUGGAGUGGCGCGACGGCGGAAUGAUAAAAGCGGCCGGAUUCGAGAAAUUGGACGCGGCGGUCGGCAGAUAUGCGAAAGAAGAGUUGCCGCACUAUUUCGACGUGCUCCUUCCGCUCGUCGACAGCAUUUUCGAAAUGAAAUCGCUGCCGAACAUCUUUGAAGCCGGCCAAUUCGUUAGCAAUCAAGGACUUCGAAGAUUCUGGCCGUUUGCGUCGAAAUGCACGCAUUUUAUAAAUCUGCGGCCGGAGAAUCGGCAAUUCGUGUUUGCCAAGUCGUGGAUGCUCCUUCAUCUCGCCGAUUUGGCGCAUAUUGUGACUACGAAAACAGUCAGUGACGGACAAGAACUCGAUUCCCGCGAAACGUGAGUGAGUAUUCACAGGAAAUACACUAUUAAACCUUCAGCAUUUUCGUGCGAAAUUUGGCAUUCGUCGAAGGAGACCAAGGCGUCCGUAUGUGGAACACGAUUCUCGGAUAUAUUCGCAAGUUCAAACCGAAAGAAUUCGCAAACUUUCGCUAUUUGAUGCUGCUCAAAACGAUCGAAGCGCACGAUCCGUCGGAUUCGCAAAUUGUGAAAGCGGCAAUCAAUGCAAUCCUGAAUUCGUUCAGCACGUCGUUUUUGGACGGCUUCGCUCAGUUGCUUUACAAACAGCUCGACGCGCUCGUCAUCUACACGAUGCGGGUGCUUCUGAAGAGAAGAGAGGAGCUGAACGCAGGCUCUUUGCUGUGGGAGCACGUCGAAAGUGUCUACAUGCUUCUGACGGUCAAAAAGCACGUGUCGUCUGUGAUCGCGCCGUUCACAAAAGGCCGCACGAGGAUCACUCUUCCCAGAGGGGCGGUCCUCUCUCUCCCACGGCUCGAACGGAGAGGGACCCACGGUGGUCGUCUGGAACGUGAAGACAGUCGGGUAUAUUGCUGUCCAUGGGAAAAUCGGAAUCGUGGGAAAUGUAUACUUUCUCCAAGAGACUUCGCCCAUUUGUCGAGCCGUCCGAACCCGAACGACAACAGUCAUUCCUAUUCUGAUCUCGUCGUAAAAGGUGCCUGGAAUGGCUGCUCCGACUGCCUACAGCUCCUCUGCGAAGUCCAGAAAGGAGAAGAAGCAGCGGCAGGAUAGAGACGCUCUAUUCAUCGAUCUCCGCUCGCUUCUAAAAGUGCAGCCGAGCCUCUCGUAAGUUUUAUAAUCUGCUAUUGCAACAUUGAUAAUAUUUGUUCGUUUCAGCAAGGAAAAAACCCUGUUCAAAGCGGUCGAAGCGAUCACUGGCCAGGAGUUUGCUCCGAUCUUGCCGGAACAUCCAUGCACCGCCUCCGCGCCAGGACCAGUCCGCAGAGAACGGAAGGGAAGAUUGGCGGCCGAGAAGGAGCAGAUUCGACGGGACAAGGAGAAGGCCGCGAUGGACGUUCUCAAGUCGUUCAUCAUAGAAAACGAACUGGGAACCAGUGAGCAGAGGUAAGGGUUAAGGAACUCAAGGCCCAUUUCGAACAUUAUCUCGCAUUUCAGAAACAAGUUGGAGAACCUUGUGACUCUCGAGAUCAUCUGCAACUUCCUCCGCUCGCGUGCAACUGUUUCUCCUGCUCCGGCCGCUUCCGUCCCUCCCGCUCCGUCUCUCUCUCCCCAAUGGCCGCCACUUCUUUUCGAAUAUGCCAAGAUACUCCAAUAUCUCGCAUUCUUCCAGCCGGCCCAGUUCUUUGCGCUUCUGGCAGCUAGUCCGAUGUUCCAAAAUAAAGAGGAAGAGAUCGAUGUCGUCGGCGACUAA
This is a messenger RNA of Caenorhabditis sp. 36 PRJEB53466, 2004 nucleotides long. Lineage: Eukaryota; Metazoa; Nematoda; Chromadorea; Rhabditida; Rhabditidae. The record is from the annotation of a GenBank genome assembly.